GAUUCACACAGCUGCGGGUCGUCAGCGUAUAACCGGUUUCUAACAGUUGCCACUAUUUUGUACAGUACGGCUUAUCUGUGUGUUUAAAGUCAGUGGUAUUAGUGCGUAGUCAAAUAGGUUCUAGGCAGAAUGAUGAAUCCAUGGGAUUUGAUGAUGUUAAACAAUGUUUUGAGUAACCCUGGACCGAAUCACGUGCGCGUACGGACGCAAAGAGAUCCAAGUCCAACAACAUUGAAACGAAAACCGUGUGAACAAGCAAUACGAAUAAAUUAUCGAGAUCCACAGUAAUAAAUUGACUACUCGUUAAAUUGCUGUGUAUAACGAAUACCACUUUUUUUUAAAAAUUAUUAUUAUUAUUUUUUAAAACUAUCUAACAGGUGAAAUAUGACGAGUUUGUCGUCGAUUCUUUUGGACAACAAAUAUUUUUCGACCUGUGAUUUUACGUCCGGAUGGGCAGCUGGUUGGCAAUUGUUUUAAUAAGUCUUUAUACACGUGAAGAAAACGUAUGAUAAUCGUAAACUACAUUUUUGUUCGAUAGGUAUUGCUGCUACGUGUGUGGGACAUCCGAUGGACACGGUCAGAAUAAUACAACAAGUGACCAAUACCAGUGCAACUAAAGCCACCCGUACCAUUUACCAUAAACACAAAGUACCUAAUAUUUAAACUAAAUUACCUACUUACUUGUUUUAUAAUGACUUUUAAAAUAUUCAGGUUUCGGGAAAUAGUCAGCUACUAAUAUUUUAAGUUCAAAUUUGUUUUUCAUCAUAGUCAACAGUUUACAGGGUAUUUUAGAGGAAUGAUGUUUCCUUUAUUAAGUACGGGUGUAAUGAGUUCAAUAUUUUUCGGAGUCAAUGGUAACGUGAUGCGAUUGAUCCAAGACUAUCGUUCGAACAGAACGGAAAAUGAUGACGUCGAUAUAAGAUUUUGCUGCGAUUCUGUAAAUGUGAACAAUAAAUAUUGGCAUUUCGAUGUAUUCUUUGCGGCGUGCGUGAGUGGAUUUAGUUAUACGCUAAUCAACAUACCGAUCGAAGUCGUAAAAACAAUGUUACAAGCGUCGAGUAAAAAUUCUUUUGUAUUUAUUUUUUUAAUAUCGUUCGUAGUAUUAAGUAUAUCUACUUGAUAAUGAACUUAAACUUUAACUGUUAAUUUUUGUUAUUUUUCCGCGAUUUAUUCGGAAAAUUCAGCGAGUUCUAUUAAUAAUAAUGCCAAUAAGCGAUCGAUGAUUACAACCAAGCCGAUGAAAUUGAUGAUCAAACUUUAUAAAACCAAUGGAAUACGGUCGCUGUAUCGUGGAGGAACCCUAUUGAUGCUCAGGUUGGGUAUCUCUACCUAUACAAUAAAAAGUAGUAAAAUACGAAUGAGUUUAAAAUAAAGGUAUGUUGUAACUAUUUGUGAUGCAUAGGGAUGUGCCUAGUAUGGGAGUUUAUAUGCUCACGUAUGAGCAUUUGUGUUCCACGUUGAAAAAAUCAUUGCACACCGGAAAUCUGAUGGAAAUUAAAAUAGAUCCAAUGCCCAAGUAUAUACAAAUCAUAUCCGGAGGUGUGGCAGGUAAUUUACUAAAACCGUAAACUAAAAAUGUGCUAUUUACUUGUUUAUGAUGGGAAUAUAUAAAAUAAAAACAAUAAUAAUAGGUACUAAAUAUUUUUAAAUAUUAUAUUCUUACUUGUAGGUAUUUCUUUUUUUCGGCUAUUAAAUUCUCUAUUAAUUUUAACUUGUUAAACAAUUUUGUUAUAAAUUUAUAUAUACAUAUUAAAUACAUUGAUUAAAAUAGAUUGAAAACACGUUUAAAUGGUUAUUGUUUUUGUUAAUUGUUCAUAGGCGUUGUCAGUUGGAUUUUGGUGUUGCCGUUCGAUGUGAUAAAAUCGAAAAUCAUCGCGGAUAGCCUUACCGAGCCUUUAUACAAAGGCGCGUACGAUUGUGUUAAAAAAACCUACAAAAGCAGUGGUACCGCCGGGUUUUUCCGGGGCUUCUGGCUGGUCUGCAUACGAGCAUUUCCCGUUAACUGCAUAUCGUUUUUUGUAUACGAAACCCUGUUGGAAAAAUGUGUUAUUAAAUAAUCAUAAACUGUUGAAAUAAUCAAAUCGAUAAUGAUAAAAAUCGAUUGACGAAGAAAAUAAUAUACUUAUAGUGAAUAAAAAUAUAUAGAUUCCCUACGACGUAGCAGCAAUUAAUUGGGAUGCAAUACUAAGUAAAUGUGAUGUCUAUCGGGUUAUCAAUGUUUUUCUAUGGUUUUAUUUUUAAUGUUAUCCUUAUGCUAAUCCCAUUCAGGCUAUUCGUCGGCGGAAAUUUCCUACUUGGUUUGUUCCUUAGUUAAAAAAUUGAUUUCCGAGAAAAAAAAAAAUCACCAAUAAAAUAUGUAAUUUCUAAUAUUCAUCAAUAGAUUAUUACAGUUUUACCAAUAUUUAAAAAGAUCAAUGCAAAUAUCGUUCCAAAAUGAAUUGUUUACAGUAAUUAAUUUUAUUAAAUCCGUUGAAAAUUCUAUUACUUGUAAUCCAACAUUUUUCUGGAGUUAUUUCAAUCAACUUAAGUCUUUUCUAUUCCGAAUUUAAUAAUAUUUAUAAUGAUGAUAUUGUAAAUCUGUUUGCUAACCAUUUCUCUAGUGUUUACAAAUUUAACGCACAUGUAAGUAAUAUUAAAAAUUCAUUAUCAAAGUCACUUUGGCAUUUUGUCUUUUCCUUAUCCCACUUUUCCACUUACCUUGGUUUCCUUUCUUCCUGUUAUAUUUUUUUGUCCGAAAUCUUUGAAUCUUCAAUAUUCUCUACUUAGUUCUACUUAUCUUGGCCCUGAUUUAAUUUCUAAGGUUUUCUCGAUUGUUGUAAAUAUUUUAUCGCUCCUCCGCUUCACUAUAUUAUUUUCAAUCUUUCUCCGUCAUCUAGCGUAUUUCUUACAUUAAUUGUAUAUUCAUUACAUGUAAGAUUACAUUAGUUGCUAUACUUUAAAGACC
Cinara cedri is the source of this 2944-nucleotide messenger RNA. Lineage: Eukaryota; Metazoa; Arthropoda; Insecta; Hemiptera; Aphididae. The record is from the annotation of a GenBank genome assembly.